AUGUCGUCGAAGACUCACCAAGAAGAAUACGGCUGGACUGCAGUCCCUCGCGGUCGAUCGAAUGUGCCAAGUGAGCAAGAAGCGAAGACAGCCAAUGUACAAGUCAACUUUGACAGCAUCUGGCCACGAACCGAACUGGUGAAGAAAUCACAGGCAUACGUGAAGGAGAAACUGCCGGAGAAGACGUACAAUCACAGUCUUAGGUCUACUGCUACGCACUUCCGAUCGUGGAUUGAGCAAGCUCGCGAUCAGUUCUUUGAGACUUGGGCUUUGACAUGCCUCUUCCACGACAUCGCGACUACAGAGGAGAACCGCAAUGCGACUUGGCUCAGCUUCGAAUUUCAAGGCGGCUUCAUCGCACUGCAAGAACUUCAAAACUAUGGAGCGCCAGUGUCGCAGGCCGAAUCGGUCUGCGAGUCGAUCAUACGCCACCAGGAUCCUGGAGAGACUGGAACCAUUUCCCGUAUGGGACAAUUGGUACAGCUCGCCACAGAGCUCGACAAUAUGGGCUGGCAGCCGUACCUGGUGGAUAAGGCAGUCAUCGAGCAAGUGGUGAAGCAGCUCCUGAGAAAGAAGUGGUCUUCUUGCUUCGCUCAGUCGAUACAAGACGAGAUUGAUGCUAAGCCUUGGUGCCAUACUACCGCGAUUCCGGGCUUCAAAGAGGCGGUCGCUGGUAACAGGCUGAUGGAGCCGUAUGAUUAG
Messenger RNA from Fulvia fulva, 702 nucleotides. RefSeq names its product Cyanamide hydratase. The transcript has 3 exons. The coding region runs from base 1 to 702 and encodes 233 amino acids. The record is from RefSeq and is a predicted model, not a curated record. Lineage: Eukaryota; Fungi; Ascomycota; Dothideomycetes; Mycosphaerellales; Mycosphaerellaceae.